Molecule: messenger RNA, 2229 nt
Organism: Cucurbita maxima (winter squash)
Lineage: Eukaryota; Viridiplantae; Streptophyta; Magnoliopsida; Cucurbitales; Cucurbitaceae
Product: probable galacturonosyltransferase 11
Exons: 2
Coding region: 472-2079 (535 amino acids)
Molecular function (GO): polygalacturonate 4-alpha-galacturonosyltransferase activity
Source: RefSeq, a predicted model, not a curated record
ACGUGUUGCCAAAAGAAUUAGCAUUUUACAUGGUAAUUACAAUUCAACUUAAUCUCGCUGGCUCAUCAGGCGACUACAAAACCGCAGCACAUGCUCCCAUGAGCUGUGCGUUUCCUUAGCCUAUGCUCCAUUCAGACCCCCUUUUCAUUUUUGGGAGAGACCGUUUUGUGAAUUUAUGAAUUUCAUUACUGCUAUAGCUCAUACAGAUCAGCCUUACUCUUAUUAGUCAUUGCCUUGUAGACUGAUUCUGAUUCUGGGUACUUAUUCUUUGCCUUCUCUUGGGUUUUUAGAUUCAAUAAAAAGGUGGGCAUUUCUCACAACUGAACAGCCUCUAUUGACUUGAUCGAGAUUAAGGCCCACAGUGAUUGUAGAUUCAAUACUCCAACUUCUUCUACCUUUUGAUUGAAUCUGGGAGAUGGGUCAGUUCGGAUUCUUGAUUUCGUGUUGAAUCGGGGGAAGUGAUCCGUGAAAAUGAGGCGGCGGCCUGCCGACUUCCGUCGCCCGGUUCGACGGAGGUUUACGCAUUGGAUCUGGGCGCUUUUUGGGGUUUUUACAAUCGUAGGACUCGUUUUGUUUGUAGUUCAUCACAACCAGAGUGAAGAUCGCAUCGAACAGCCCCUCCUGGAGAGAAACUCAAGAAUUGAACAAGUUGCUCAUGACAGAUUAAAUUUCACCGAAGAAAUAUCGAGUGCCACAUCGUUUUCCCGACAAUUAUCGGAGCAAAUCACACUUGCGAAAGCUUAUCUUGUUAUUGCCAAAGAGCAUAGCAAUCUUCAUCUUGCUUGGGAGCUGAGUUCUAAAAUCAGAAGUUCUCAGCUAUUGCUUUCAAAAGCUGUGAUGAGAGGGGAACCCAUCACUCUAGAGGAAGCAGAACCCAUAAUCAAAAGCCUGUCCGCUUUAAUAUUCAAGGCUCAAGACACUCAUUACGAUAUUUCAACGACAAUAAUGACAAUGAAGUCUCAUAUUCAAGCCCUUGAAGAGCGGGCGAACGCUGCCACGGUCCAGAGCACAGUGUUCGGGCAACUUGCAGCUGAAGCUCUUCCUAAGAGUCUUCACUGCUUAAAUGUGAAACUCAUAGCUGAUUGGAUGAGAUAUCCUUCCUUUCAAGAACAGGCAGAUGAAAGGAGAAACUCCCAGCGUGUCGUGGAUAAUAAUCUCUAUCAUUUUUGCAUAUUUUCGGAUAAUGUCUUGGCGACGUCUGUUGUUGUCAAUUCUACUGUUUUGAAUGCUGAUCAUCCAAAACAGUUGGUCUUCCACAUUGUCACAAAUGAGAUCAACUAUGGAGCUAUGCAGUCUUGGUUCCUUAGUAAUGAUUUUAAAGGAUCCACAAUAGAAGUUCAGAAGAUUGAGGACUUCUCUUGGCUAAAUGCCUCUUAUGCUCCUGUUCUGAAACAAAUGCUCGAUCCAAAUACACGAGCGUAUUAUUUUGGAGGGCUUCAAGAUUUGGCAGUUGAACCGAAACUGCGGAACCCGAAGUAUCUGUUGCUGUUGAACCAUCUUCGGUUUUACAUUCCAGAGAUCUAUCCACAGCUAGAGAAGGUAGUAUUUCUUGAUGAUGAUGUUGUAGUCCAGAAAGACCUCACGCCACUAUUUUCUCUCGAUUUGCAUGGAAACGUGAAUGGAGCAGUUGAAACCUGCCUCGAAGCAUUUCAUCGUUACUACAAGUACCUGAAUUUCUCCAACUCGAUCAUAAGCUCCAAGUUCGAUCCACAGGCAUGUGGAUGGGCCUUUGGAAUGAAUGUUUUUGAUCUCGUUGCAUGGAGGAAAGCAAACGUAACUGGUCGGUAUCAUUACUGGCAGGAACAAAAUGCUGACGGUUUGCUUUGGAAGCCAGGAACUCUUCCUCCUGGUUUAUUAACCUUCUACGGGCUAACGGAGCCACUAGACCGGAGAUGGCAUGUCUUAGGAUUAGGAUAUGACCUGAACAUCGACAACCGGUUGAUCGAGAGCGCAGCUGUAAUUCACUUCAAUGGAAACAUGAAGCCAUGGAUGAAGCUGGGCAUAACAAGGUACAAACCUCUCUGGAAACAUUAUAUAAACCAAAGCCACCCUUAUUUUGAAGAUUGCAUUACAAGUUAAAAGUGAAGUACUACUUUCAUUUGGCACUUCCAGUACCUUUCACCAAUGCUUUCAUUGUAGAUUCAAAAAGUAGACAAUUUUGAGUAUGUUAGGAGGUUUUGUUUUCUCCGCCCUUGUUUAUUGAGAUCAGAAAAUUGAAUGUUCUUUUUU